CGCCCGCUGUGCGCGCGCUGGCCCGGCAGCAUGGCGGCGGCGGCGGGCGCCCCUCCGCCGGGUCCACCGCAACCACCUCCGCCGCCGCCGCCUGAGGAGUCGUCCGACAGCGAGCCCGAGGCAGAGCCCGGCUCCCCGCAGAAGCUCAUCCGCAAGGUGUCCACGUCGGGCCAGAUCCGCCAGAAGACCGUCAUCAAAGAGGGGAUGCUGACCAAACAGAACAAUUCAUUUCAGCGAUCAAAAAGGAGAUACUUCAAGCUGCGGGGGCGAACGCUGUACUAUGCAAAAACGGCAAAGUCGAUCAUAUUUGACGAGGUGGACCUGACAGAUGCCAGCGUGGCUGAAUCCAGCACCAAGAACGUCAACAACAGUUUCACGGUCAUCACUCCGUGUAGGAAACUCAUCUUGUGUGCCGAUAACAGGAAGGAAAUGGAAGAGUGGAUUGCAGCCCUGAAGACCGUCCAGAACAGGGAGCACUUUGAGCCUACCCAGUACAGCAUGGACCAUUUCUCAGGGAUGCACAACUGGUACGCCUGCUCCCAUGCGAGGCCGACCUACUGCAACGUGUGCCGGGAGGCUCUGUCCGGGGUCACAUCUCACGGAUUGUCCUGUGAAGUAUGCAAAUUUAAGGCCCACAAGCGGUGUGCAGUGCGCGCAACCAACAACUGCAAGUGGACCACGCUGGCCUCCAUCGGGAAGGACAUCAUUGAGGAUGAGGAUGGGAUUGCCAUGCCGCAUCAGUGGCUGGAAGGAAACCUGCCCGUGAGUGCCAAGUGCACAGUGUGCGACAAGACAUGUGGCAGUGUGCUACGCCUGCAGGACUGGCGCUGCCUCUGGUGCAAGGCCAUGGUGCAUACGUCCUGUAAAGAGUCCUUACAGACCAAGUGCCCGCUGGGCCUGUGCAAGGUGUCGGUCAUACCACCCACGGCGCUCAACAGCAUCGAUUCUGACGGCUUCUGGAAGGCCACGUGCCCUCCAUCCUGCACAAGCCCACUGUUGGUCUUUGUCAAUUCGAAAAGUGGCGACAACCAGGGUGUGAAGUUCCUCAGAAGAUUCAAACAGCUGCUGAACCCUGCCCAGGUCUUUGACCUCAUGAAUGGAGGACCACACCUCGGCUUACGCUUAUUCCAGAAGUUUGAUACAUUCCGGAUUCUGGUUUGUGGUGGGGAUGGCAGUGUUGGCUGGGUUCUCUCUGAAAUUGACAGCCUCAAUCUUCAUAAACAGUGUCAGCUGGGAGUGUUGCCCCUUGGCACAGGGAACGACCUGGCUCGAGUGUUAGGCUGGGGCUCAGCCUGUGACGACGACACCCAGCUCCCGCAGAUCUUGGAAAAGCUGGAACGAGCCAGCACCAAGAUGCUGGACCGGUGGAGUGUCAUGGCUUAUGAGACCAAACUCCCGCGGCAGGCCUCCUCUUCCAUGGGCACCGAAGACUUCAGUGAGGGCUCUGAGGUGCAACAAAUUCUCUUCUAUGAAGACUCGGUCGCGGCCCAUCUUUCUAAAAUCCUGACGUCCGACCAGCACUCGGUGGUGAUCUCCUCGGCUAAAGUGCUCUGUGAGACAGUGAAGGAUUUCGUGGCUCGGGUGGGAAAGGCCUACGAGAAGACCACCGAGAGCUCGGAGGAGUCAGAGGUCAUGGCCAAGAAGUGCUCUGUCCUGAAAGAGAAGCUGGACUCUCUCCUCAAGACCCUGGAUGAUGAGUCCCAGGCCUCUUCCUCCCUGCCCACCCCGCCCCCCACCAUUGCAGAGGAGGUUGAAGAUGGAGAUGGGGCGGGCAGCGGCUGUGGCUCCACAGGGGACCGCUCGGUGGGGUCGGCAUGCCCUGCCCGGCCACAGAUAUUCCGUCCUCGGGAACAGCUCAUGCUCAGAGCCAACAGUCUGAAGAAAGCCAUCCGUCAGAUCAUAGAACACACGGAAAAAGCUGUUGACGAGCAGAACGCCCAGACCCAGGAACAGGAGGGGUUUGCUUUAGGUCUCUCCGAGUCAGAGGAGAAAAAAGACCUGAAGUCAGAUGACAGAGUGUGUCCCACCGAGAGCUGCGGGGUUGCAAAGGGCAGGAGCCUCCGCAAAGGUACCAUGUCCAAAUCUCCAUGUGAGAAGCUGAUAAGCAAAGGAAGUUUGUCACUGGGCAGUUCUGCCUCUCUUCCUCCCCAGUCAGGAAACCGGGAUGGCCUGCCAGCCCUGAACACCAAGAUCCUGUUCUCGAAUGUGCGGGCUGGGAUGUCUGGUUCCUUGCCUGGAAGUUCUGUCAUCAGUCGCUUAUUAAUUAAUGCUGAUCCCUUUAACUCGGAACCAGAAAACCUAGAGUAUUACACAGAGAAGUGCGUCAUGAACAAUUACUUUGGCAUUGGCCUGGAUGCGAAGAUCUCCCUGGACUUCAACAACAAGCGUGAUGAGCACCCGGAGAAGUGCAGGAGUCGGACCAAGAACAUGAUGUGGUAUGGAGUUCUUGGAACCAAAGAGUUGCUGCACAGAACCUAUAAGAACCUAGAGCAGAAGGUCCUCCUAGAGUGUGAUGGGCGACCCAUCCCACUCCCUAGCCUCCAGGGGAUUGCUGUCCUCAACAUUCCCAGCUAUGCCGGAGGGACCAACUUCUGGGGGGGCACCAAGGAAGAUGAUACUUUUGCAGCUCCGUCAUUCGAUGAUAAGAUCCUCGAGGUGGUUGCUGUGUUUGGUAGCAUGCAGAUGGCCGUCUCUCGUGUCAUUAAACUGCAGCAUCAUCGCAUCGCCCAGUGUCGCACGGUGAAGAUUUCCAUCCUGGGGGACGAGGGCGUGCCUGUGCAGGUGGACGGAGAGGCCUGGAUCCAGCCUCCAGGAUACAUUCGGAUUAUCCACAAGAACCGGGCACAGACACUCACCAGAGAUAGGGCAUUUGAGAACACCCUUAAGUCCUGGGAAGACAAGCAGAAGUGUGAACUUCCUCGCCCUCCGUCGUUCUCUCUGCACCCGGAGAUCCUGUCCGAGGAAGAGGCCACCCAGAUGGACCAGUUCGGGCAGGCGGCAGGAGCCCUCAUCCACAGUAUCCGGGAGAUCGCUCAGUCCCAUCAAGACAUGGAGCGGGAACUUGCCCACGCCGUCAAUGCCAGCUCCAAGUCCAUGGACCGAGUGUAUGGCAAGCCCAGAACCACAGAGGGGCUGAACUGCGGCUUUGUCCUGGAGAUGGUGAACAACAUUCAAGCCCUGUGCAGGGAGACAGCACUGCUUCUGGCCGGGAGGGUGGCCCUGCAGUUGGACCCCCCUCAGAAAGAGCGGCUUGGAGCUGCUCUCACAGAGAUGGACCAGCAGCUCAGGAAGCUGGCGGACACCCCCUGGCUGUGCCAGUCCGUGGAACCUGGUGAUGAAGAGAAUGUGAUGCUGGAGCUUUCCAAACGCAGCCGCAGUGGCAAGUUCCGCCUGGUGACGAAGUUUAAGAAAGAGAAAAACAGCAAGAACAGAGAAGCUCGCAGUAGCCUGGGAGCCCCGGUUCACCUCUGGGGGACAGAGGAGGUUGCUGCCUGGCUGGAGCACCUCAGUCUCUGUGAGUAUAAGGACAUCUUCACGCGGCACGACAUCCGGGGCUCUGAGCUCCUGCACCUGGAGCGGAGGGACCUCAAGGACCUCGGUGUGACCAAGGUGGGCCACAUGAAGAGGAUCCUGUGUGGCAUCAAGGAGCUGAGCCGGAGCACUCCUGCCACCGAGGCCUAGCCCUGGCCCUGUCGGCCUGCGUCCCCCGCACCCCCCACGACUAAGGCCAGGCGCAGCGCCUGCUCCUUCUCAUGGUGCUACUCCCUUUGCUCCAGACAGGAAGCCUUGCAGACGCCCGUUCUGUGACUGCUCCGGGGUCUCGAACACACCAACAUAGCUACCUUGAAACAGCACCUUGUCCCACCCGGCGUUAUGUGGGGCGGACCACCACCUCCCCUCUGCUCUUGCUGACCUGUGACCUGGGC
Mustela lutreola (European mink) is the source of this 3926-nucleotide messenger RNA. RefSeq names its product diacylglycerol kinase delta (gene DGKD). NCBI's taxonomy places the organism in Eukaryota, Metazoa, Chordata, Mammalia, Carnivora, Mustelidae. The record is from RefSeq and is a predicted model, not a curated record. Gene Ontology annotation, molecular function: protein heterodimerization activity; protein homodimerization activity; ATP-dependent diacylglycerol kinase activity. Gene Ontology annotation, biological process: diacylglycerol metabolic process; lipid phosphorylation; intracellular signal transduction. The transcript has 30 exons. Bases 31 to 3681 code for a protein of 1216 amino acids.